UGCGGCACCUGGCCGUCGUGGCCGCGCCGCCACGGCCCGCCGCGCGCCACCGUCGCUGACAUGGGCAACCAGGCGACCAAAGAGUACUCGAAAUACCACCGACACGCGGACGGGCGCAAGAAGAACGUGCACUGGGAGGAGGCAGAGCGCCCCCAUCCACCCGGGCAGCCGCUGCUCGUGCCCGCCAGUCCCGGGGCGCAGAACGACGUGGUGACCAUCCGCUGGGACCCGCCGAUCAGCGAUGGAGGCUCUGCCAUCACAGGCUACCUCGUGGAGCACCGGCGCACGGGGUCCCCGCACUGGGUGCGCGCCACGCCCGGCGCGGUGCCGCGCUGCCAGCUCACGCUGUCCGGGCUGGAGCCGGGCUGGCGAUACCAGUUCAGGGUGGCCGCCGAGAACGCCGCGGGCCGCUCCGACCCGUCUGCGGUGUCCGAGCCUCUGACGGUGACCCUCGCCAAGGGCGUGGCCACGGCGCCGCACUUCUCCAAGGAGCUGCAGGACACCGUCGCGCUCGAGAAUGAAAAGGUCGAGCUGACGGUGCGGGUGACGGGCACGCCGGCGCCCAAGAUCUCGUGGUUCAAGGACGGGCUGGAGGUGUUCUCCGGGCGGCGGUCGCGCGUCGUGACGGACGGCGAGGGCACCGUCAUCACCAGCACGCUCAUCAUCCACCAGGCCGCGCUGGCCGACGAGGGCGAGAUCAAGUGCGCCGCCACCAACCGGGCGGGCCACGCCGUCACCAAGGCCCGGCUGAGGCUCGAAGCCCCGCCGUCCAUCCGGUUGCCGCGCCAGUACGAGGACGGGCUGCUGUUCGAGCUGGGCGAGGUGAUCCGCGUCAAGGUGUCCGUGGCGGGGCGGCCGCCGCCCAGGGUGUCCUGGCUGCACAACGGCGAGGUGAUGCGGCCCGGGCCCCGCCACGAGAUCACCACCACGGACAAGGGGGCCUCGCUGCGCGUGUCCGAGGCCCGGCGCUCCGACCGCGGCGAGUACCAGGUGCGCGCCGUCAACCAGCUCGGCGAGGACGUGUCCGCGUUCCUGGUCACCGUCACAGAUCGGCCGACGCCGCCCGGCAAGGCCAUGGUGGCCAUGACGCUGGGGAAGUCCGUGACGCUGAACUGGGGGCCGCCGGACGACGACGGUGGCUGCAAGAUCGGCAACUACAUCGUGGAGUACUACAGGGUGGGCUGGGACAUGUGGCUCAAGGCGGCCACGUGCCGGCAGCUCACCACCACGCUGGGCGACCUCAUCGAGGGCUCCGAGUACAAGUUUCGCGUCAAGGCUGAGAACCCGUACGGUGUGAGCGACCCGGGCGACGAGUCCGAGACCGUGUUCAUCCCCGACCCCAAGAGAGGGAUUCACGACCCACCGCAGCGCGGCGCCGACGGCUCGGAGCAAGGCAGCGACUGGUGGAACGACCGAAAGCGCCGCAGGGACCCCGGAGCCGGCGCGAGCAGCGAGGACACCGACGACGCCCUGGACGAGAAGAAGGCCCGGCCGGACGGCGCGGCCACCGCGACGGGCAGCGCACCGGCACGCAAGCGCGCGGCGCCGCUCAGCAUGGACGUGGAGGACGUGUCACCGAUCCCGUCGCCAGUGCCGCGCGUCAGCCGCGCCACGGAGAAGUCCCUGUCACUGCCGCGGACCAGGAGCGCCGCGCCCGGCGCCGCCACGCCCAGGGACGCCGGCGCGCCCGAGCCCCCCAAGCGGCGCAACCGCAGUGUGCCGCGCAGCGGUGACGUGCGCGACGACUCGGUGUCGCCCGAGCUGGACUCCAUGGGCAGCUACUUGCCGACCUCGCCGGACGAGAUGGGCGUGGUGAAGGGCCGCCUGUUCGGCAUCCACCUGUCGACGGACAGCGUGCGCAGCAAGCACGCCCACGCCGGCAUCGAGGAGGAGGUGUACCCCCCGUUGGCCAGCCCCAGGCCUAGCCCCGCGCGCAGCCCCGUGCCCAGCAGCCCGCCGACCAGCCCCAGCCCAGGGCUCAGUCCCGGCCGCAGCCCGCGGCGCAGUCCCAUCGGGGGUGGCGAGGUGACGGCCAGGCCCGAGGCCAAACCCGAGGCCAAGCCCGAGGCCAACGGCGUCCUGGACCUGCGGCAGGUGGAGGAGUACGCCAACAAGUACGAGGCCAAGCUGAUGGAGCUGGAGCGCCGCCAAAGGGAGCUGGAGGCACGAGGGCGGCAGCGGCAGCUCGAGCUGGAGGAGGAGCAGAAGAAGGAGCUGGAGAGGAUGCGGAAGGACAGGGAGUGGGAGCGGGAAAGAGAGAGGAGCAGCCAGCUCGCUCGCAACAAGGAGGCCCCUGCCAAAAAGGAAGCGGGCAAGCCCACCACCCUAAGCGCCACCCCCACUGCCACCCCCGCUGCCGCCCCCGGACAGGACAGGCUGUUCCCGAGGUCGGAGGACGGGUCCGUCACCGGCGACUCCUCUGAGUUCCUGCUCGUCCUGCUGCCUAACAGCCGCGCCACCACCGAGGAGAGGGAGACUACGCGCUCGCAGACGGUGGCGUCGCUGCGGGACGGCGUGGACGCGGACGGCGAGCCCCCGGUGGCGCCGCCCAUGUCGCUGUCGGCGCCGGAGCUGGGCGCCAUCGACCCCGACGUGCCGUUCAUGCGCAACGCCGUCAGCUCGACGGAGCUGCUGCACGAGCGGGCCAUGGCGCGCUUCUACCAGGAGGUGGCCGAGGAGGAGGCCGAGAAGGCGCGCAGGCGCCGCAUGAGCAUCGAGCGGCGCGUCAGCCUGGAGCGCCGCCUCAGCAUCGAGCGCAAGAACCGCGAGCGCCUCAAGGGCCGCAUGGACUCGGUGGACGAGGACGCCGAGGACGACCUGCCCGUCAACCUGAAGCGCUUCGCCACGGCCAGACCCAGCGGCGCCGCGCCCGCCGCGCCCGCCUCCCCGCUCCAGCCUCGCCUCGGUGCCGCCAAGGCCGAGCGCGUCCUCACCUCGGAGGAGCGCGAGCAGGCCGACUUCGCGGCGCUGCGGGACCGCCUCAGCAAGGCCACCAAGAGCGAGCCCGCGGACUCGGCGGCACGGCGCAGGCGGGAGCAGGACCUGGAGGACGAGAUGGAGGACGAGCUGGAUGGCGAGGAGCUGGGUGAAGAGGAGGAAGACGAGGACCUGGAAGAGGAAGAAGAAGAGGACGAAGACGAGGAGGAUGAAGACAGCGAGCUGGAGGAGGAGGACGUGCCGCUGGGGCGGUACGACGACGACCAGGAGGAGACCUACCACCCCCGCUUUGGCGCGCGCCUUCUCAGCGAGCAGGACGACACGCCGCCCACGCCGCCGCCACACCGCAAGGCGUCCAGCCCGGAGCCGGAAGUGCCCCUGUUCAUCCCCAGGGCGGAGACGUACACCACCAUGACGGAGCACGACAACGUGGCCAGCGUGCUGCUCACCAAGCGGCACUCGCCCGUCAAAGGCGACGUGAAGCCCAAGCCCAUCCUGAAGAAGCGCGGCAGCAUCCGGAAGAGCAAGAGCCCCGGCAGCAAGAGCCCCGGCAGCAAGAGCCCCGGCAGCAAGAGCCCGCAGCGCCACAAGAGCCCCACGCAGGGCCUCAGCCCGAUGAUCAAGAAGAAGGACAAGCUGGAGCGGCGCAAGAGCACCGACUCGGCGGACAGCGACAAGUCGGAGAAGCGCCGCGGCAGGAAGGCCGAGGAGGCCGUCGAGGCCGUCGAGGCCGUCAGAAUGCGGCCAAAGCCAGAGCGGCCGCCCCCCGACGACGACAAGGCCCCGGCCGUGGCCAGGGAGGCCAUGGCGACCGCCACGCCUGAGGCCAACCUCGGCAUCUCUGCGGCGGAGGCUGCACGCAGCAAGCGGGGCCUGUCCACCGCACCGAGGAGGGACUCCCUCAAGGACGACGCCACCAAGGUGGUCAUCAGCCACUACAGCGACCUGGUGCGAGAGUACGGCGCACAAAAGCCGCAGCAGCCCAAGUACCUGCUGUCUUACGAUGAGAUUCGGGCGCGCGCCGAAGCCGACGCCGACGCCGACGACAGCGGGUCGACGGAAAGGGUGGGCCCCGCGGGGGCACAGCGCGCUGUGCUUUCGUCGACACCGGCCUCGACCACGGCGCCUCCCACCACGCCGACCUCGCCACCUGAGCCAACCGCCACGCUCCCCGUCUCCGCCAUCACCAGCAGUAGCGUCCGGGAGGACCUGCUUGCUCGGCGGGAGUCGAGAAGGGAGCCGUCAGUCUCGAGAAAGGAGUCCAGGAGAGAGCCGUCCGCGGCCAGGAGAGACACCGCCGCCUCAAAAGCAGACGGCCCCGCCACAAGGGACGUCUCUGCGUCUUCCAGCAGGCGGCGAGAGCCGUCGUCCUCCAGGACGAGGGAGCCUUCCGUCGCCAGGAAGGAGCCAAGCCGAAGGGACGCGUCCACUUCGCGGAGAGAGCCCUCCGUGUCCAGAAGGGACGCGUCCGUGUCCAAGAGAGACGCGUCAGUGUCAAAGAGGGACUCGUCCGUGUCAAAGAGAGACGGGUCCGUGUCCAGAAGGGACGGGUCCGUGUCCAGGAGAGACGGGUCUGUGUCCAGGAGGGAUGGGUCCGUUGUGCGCCGUCCAGGCGGCAAGGAAGCCCUGGGCUACCACCCCUACCACCGCGACAGGACGUCGGCCGAGAGGUCGCUGCACCGCUCGCACACGUCGGUGGCCAGCAGCACCUACAGCGACGACUUCAGGGCGCGCACGCCGGAGGAGGAGCAGGAACUGGUGCGGCGGGCGGAGGAGAACGUCAAGUCCACCUUCCGCUACGCCACCGACCUGGGCAUGCUGGUGCUGGCCGUGUGGCUGUACCUGUUCCGCAGCGAGCUGCUCGCGCUGCCAGUGCUGGGGCUGCUCGUGUACCGCCAGGCCAAGGAGGAGGUGCGGCGCCGCGUGCGCGCGCCGGCCUGGCUGGCCCGCGUGUCGGCGCGCGUGCGGGCACUGGGGGCACUGGGCCGGGGGAAGGCCACGGCCACGGCCACGGACGCUGCCGGCGCGGCAACUAGGGCUACAAACCCCGCGACCCGGUAAAAAAAAUAAAGAGUAAGGGGGAGAGAGAAUAAUGUUAUGAGUGUGUAUUAUUGUGUAUGCUGAUGUUCCUGUUUUGUUUUUCUUAAAACUCCAAUAAACUUUUUGAGGGUUUCUCAUUAUUAUAAAACUG
Molecule: messenger RNA, 5128 nt
Organism: Thrips palmi
Lineage: Eukaryota; Metazoa; Arthropoda; Insecta; Thysanoptera; Thripidae
Gene: MnM
Product: serine/arginine repetitive matrix protein 2
Exons: 9
Coding region: 61-4998 (1645 amino acids)
Molecular function (GO): protein binding
Source: RefSeq, a predicted model, not a curated record